AUGAACACAUUAUCGACCGAGGAGAUGGAGCGGUUUCAGAAACUCUCGAACGAGUUUGAACCAGACGUUCAGGGCCCGCUCGUAUCGACAAAACAAUCGACUCAGGCAAUUACGAUGGAUUAUGCGAAUGCAGAUCCUACUCUGGCUACAAAGACUAGCACACUUGCCCUCACACAUCCCACGUCGCGUAUCAUGAAAGGCGAUGGCAAUUGUGGUUGGAGAGCGGUCGCAUUUGGCUACUUCGAGAAUCUCUUCGCCCUUCGCGAUUUGGUUUUGAUUCAGAACGAGCUAAUCCGGAUCAAAUCGUUAUCCAGCCUCCUCGACCAAGUCGGCCAUCAAGACUACCUUUACGAGAUCUUUGUCGAUGCCACAGAACAGGUCUUCACCCAAUUAAUCCAGGCCAUUCAAGAUGGCGUCCGUGACGAUUCGUUCCUCGUCGACACGUUCAACGUCGAGUACAGCUCGAACGCAAUUCUUACUCACUUCAGACUUCUUACAGGCGCGUGGAUGAAACUGAACCCUCAGCGGUAUCAAGCGUUUGUCCCCAUGCCGUUGGAUCAGUACUGCGCAACACGAAUCGAGACGGUUAAAUCGGAAAUCGACGAAGUCGGGCUUCAAGCAUUAAUCGAUGGUGUCAUUGAACGAUCCGGGUUUGCCGUUGAGAUUUUGUAUCUCGACCGCAGCCAGGGCGAUGCCGUGACGCCUCACUUGUUGACAACAAACCAGGCCAGCAUUGAAACCAUCCGACUAUUAUACCGACCAGGUCAUUACGAUCUGCUUUACCGCCCCGAACCAACUGUGAAUAUGGAACCCGUGGUUAACUACCAAUACGCAAUGACUUCUAACUACUCCCCCUGGGAUCAAGGUGCCCUCUCCUUCGACGUCAACCCAACCUUGAUGUCAAUUCCCAACCUAAUGAUGGAUCCGGCCUUUGCGAUGGGUGCGCCCCCGAUGUCUCCGGCUCCGAUUUCUCCCCCGACUCCUUCAAGUCCAUACCGCGUGUCUUCCCCUCAUGAAGUCUACCAAGCUCAAAUUCCCACUUCACCACCGCCACCACCGGUUCAAAUGCCAUCGCCGCCUGCGCCUCGGAUGUCUGCUCCUCCUCCGUCAGGUCCUCCUCCGCCGAUGAGCAGUCUGCCGAAUCGGUCCUCCGAUGGGCCUCAGAUUCGAUUGAACCCGUUGGUGAUGAAGCCUAAUCUCAGUCGUUCUCUUCCGAUUACCACCCCAUUUAAGAACUCUCCUUACAACCAAGCCCACUUCCAAAACCAAGAUUUCGAACCGAUCCACUGGGAACCCAGCGACUCCCGCAAAUAG
Molecule: messenger RNA, 1314 nt
Organism: Aspergillus glaucus CBS 516.65
Lineage: Eukaryota; Fungi; Ascomycota; Eurotiomycetes; Eurotiales; Aspergillaceae
Product: OTU family ubiquitin thioesterase
Exons: 7
Coding region: 1-1314 (437 amino acids)
Biological process (GO): protein K48-linked deubiquitination
Cellular component (GO): nucleus
Molecular function (GO): cysteine-type deubiquitinase activity; ubiquitin binding
Source: RefSeq, a predicted model, not a curated record